Molecule: messenger RNA, 2711 nt
Organism: Ictalurus furcatus (blue catfish)
Lineage: Eukaryota; Metazoa; Chordata; Actinopteri; Siluriformes; Ictaluridae
Gene: esrrgb
Product: estrogen-related receptor gamma b
Exons: 7
Coding region: 298-1608 (436 amino acids)
Biological process (GO): regulation of DNA-templated transcription
Cellular component (GO): nucleus
Molecular function (GO): sequence-specific DNA binding; zinc ion binding; steroid binding
Source: RefSeq, a predicted model, not a curated record
UAUGCAUUCCGCCCGCCCCUUACACAUAUCUGCUUCAUCCUAUUAGCUGGAGCGCAGAAUAUGCAAAUGAGCUCAUGAAUAUGUAUGAGCACACAGGUCGCGUUGCCUUGGCGCUCGAGCUGUGAGAAUGCACUCUUCUCUUCUGGCUGAGCGCGAGACGCACCACAGCUCAACAUAUCUCUCAUAAACUUUAUGGGAAAAGCACACACACACACACACACACAAACUAAUUUAAGAGCAUAAAACGUUUUAAAAUAUAUAUUUUAAACAGAGUAUGACCACAGCUUGUGUUUCUUCAUGGAUCUAGUGGAGCUUUAUCAGCGCGACUUCCUGGAUAUGAUGCCCAUCAGCGGUCAUCAUCAAGCCUUCAUCAAGGCCGAGCCCGCGAGCCCCGCCUCCCUGAUGCAGCACAGUCCUGAAGGAUCGUCGUCGGACAGCUACGGCUCCGUAACGAGGGGUGACCGUGGGGGCGUGGCCUCACCAGGUUCAUAUCUUACCCCAGGGGCGGGGCUUAGGCCUGGUUCGGUUCCCGAGCUGCAGGUGAAGAGUGAGUUUGAAGGGAGCUCGGGGCCCAAGCGCCUGUGUUUGGUGUGUGGAGACGUCGCGUCCGGGUUUCAUUACGGCGUGGCGUCCUGCGAGGCCUGCAAAGCCUUCUUCAAACGCACUAUUCAAGGCAGUAUUGAAUACACGUGUCCAGCGAGCAGUGAGUGUGAGAUUACUAAGAGGAGGAGGAAAUCCUGUCAGGCCUGCCGCUUCACCAAGUGCAUCUCAGUGGGCAUGCUGCGAGAGGGUGUGCGCCUAGACAGAGUUCGAGGAGGCCGUCAGAAAUACAAACGCACCAUAAACUCAGACAACUCUUACCUCAACAUGCAGUUACCACAAACACACAAGAGAACACGCACAGAGUCCUACAACAUCGAGAACAAGGUGGUGUCUCACCUGUUGGGGGCGGAGCCAGAGAAGGUGUACGCCAUGCCUGACCCCGCCCUCCCUGACGACGACAUCAAAGCUUUGACUACACUGUGUGAUCUCGCAGAUCGAGAACUGGUGCUUAACAUUGGCUGGGCCAAACACCUUCCAGGUUUCUCCAGUCUCUCUUUGCCAGACCAGAUGCGUCUCCUGCAGAGUGCAUGGAUGGAGAUCCUGAUCCUGCGUGUGGUCUUCCGGUCGCUGGACGCUCGGGACAGCCUGGUGUUCGCCGAGGACUACGUGAUGGAUGCCGAGCAGGCGAGGCGAACCGGUUUGCUCGAGCUCCACACGGCCAUACUGCAGCUCGUCAGGAAGUACAGAGCCAUGGGCCUCGAGAGGGAGGAGUUCGUCACGCUCAAGGCCAUUGCGCUCGCCAACUCAGACUCCAUGCACAUCGAGGACAUCGCGGCAGUCCAAAGGCUGCAGGACUGCGUGCACGAAGCGCUGCAGGACUACGAACAGCGUCGCCACGGUGACGACCCGCGCAGGGCGGGCAAACUGAUCAUGACCCUCCCCCUGCUGCGCCAGACCUCGGCCAAGGCCGUGCAGUACUUCUGCAGCAUCAAGCAGGACGGCCGCGUGCCCAUGCACAAACUCUUCCUGGAGCUGCUGGAGGCCAACACCCAGCCCUCGCCCUGAUUGGACCACAGCUCUGAGCUGACCCCGCCCUCGCCGGAGCGCUUUACAAAGGCCACGAAGAAUGUAAACUAAAAGGUUGAUAGUAGAGGAACAGAAGAAGAUUGUAUAAAUGAUUGUAAACAUAAACGGAAUGAUUUAUCGAAGAAACCACACCUGAGACUUGAGACACCACGUUGCUGUCACUGCUGCGCUAAUUUAAGAUGACUUUUCUUUUUCUUUUUUUACACUGGUGCUUUAAUAUGAAGAGAACGAGACGAUGAUAGAUACGGGAUGUCGGGCUUGCCAAAGAAAAGGGAACUCAUCUCUGACGAGGAAAGCUUUGACUUUUGAACUAGCAGGAAACUCAUCAAACAUGAAAAUACUGUCCACAAUAAAAGACGUGUUAUUUAUGAGAAUGUAAUAAGUAUCGACAGGAGACGGGGCAGGUGUUGCUGCUAAUCAUUGUAUUUGUUGAUGGUUCAUGAUUGUGUUGUCGAAAUCGAUAUUGAAGAUCUUUUUUUUUUCUGUGUUGCAAAUUUAAACCAGAUUCCAAGGUUGUACUGCUGAGCUAAAAUCUCACCACCAAGCAUACAAAGAAAGGAAGUAAGGAAUUGUAGGAUGAUUUGAGCUCCCUUGCAAUAAUAGUUUCUGAGGAAGAGCUUAAAUAAAAACCCUAAUGUUUUGUAGUCUCAGAUCACGUUUUAUUAAUUUAUUUUAAAAAGAAGUACUCAUAAGAUGGUUCUGUGACGGCCCUGAGAUUCGAGUUCGUGACCGUGGGCUCACUAAGGGCCGUAUUCGGAGUAGGCGACUUCCGUCUGAAUGUUGCAUCGAUAAAGUUACAAGUAUUCAGACUCGGCUUACGCGGCUAGUUAAGUCAAUUUUCUUCCAAGGUCGCAAGAUUCUUCUUGAGUAAUAGUGUCCGAGACGACGUACUGCAAUAGUGCCUUUAAACACAAGCCCUUGCCUUUAAACCAGAAUCAGAAAGUCCGGAAUUAAGAAGCAAGUAGAGGUUGUCAUUGCUGUCAAAUGUAAUAUGAUGCAACAACAACAACAAAAAAACAGGAGACGGUAUGAAAAAGAUCAAUUAAAAAGGCUAAUACGAUGAGAAGAUGGUGAGCAUUGAA